Molecule: messenger RNA, 1648 nt
Organism: Guillardia theta CCMP2712
Lineage: Eukaryota; Cryptophyceae; Pyrenomonadales; Geminigeraceae
Exons: 6
Coding region: 11-1648 (545 amino acids)
Source: RefSeq, a predicted model, not a curated record
AGGCGCCGCCAUGGCGACCAUAUUCCGGAAUCUUAGGCUGCAGGCUCUGCCUAGGAUGGUGAGACAAGGAGUGAAUCAGAUCCGCUGGAACUCUACCUUCGCAGACGGAGCGAGGAAGAGCAAGGUUCCUAUCUCGGUGCUCUCGGGCUUCCUCGGAUCGGGCAAGACCACUCUGCUUCAGGAGCUUCUGCAGAACAAGGGGGGGCUGAAAGUCGGAGUUGUAGUCAACGACGUGGCGUCGGUGAACAUCGAUGCAAAAUUGGUGCGCGACCGCUCGAGCAGUGGGAUACGGACCAAGAGCGGGAAGGGGAUCGAGUUUGUUGAGCUAGAAAACGGCUGUGCAUGCUGUAACUCCAGCGACGAGCUGAUGGCGUGCAUAGACCAGCUGCUUGAGAUCUCAAGGGUGGGCGGAUACUCCUUCGACAGGAUCGUAAUAGAGAUGAGCGGGGUUGCAGAACCAAAGAACGUCAGGAGGGAAAUCCAGCUUGCAAUCAAGGAAGAACAUCCGAUCUUCGAGGAGACAGAGCUAUCCACCAUGAUCACCGUGGUUGACUCCCCCCACUUCUUCGAGCUCUACAGCUCCAAGCACGACGUCGUCGAUCACCAGGAGCUCAUCGGGCUCAACGACGCGAGCGCUCCGCUUGAGGCCAUUUCGUUGGUGGAGAGGAAGGUCGUGGAUCUCCUGGUCGAGCAGGUGGAGUGUGCGGACCUCGUGGUGCUGAACAAGGACGAUCGGGUGGACGAGAAGAAGCGUCAGGCUCUGAAGAACAUCGUGUCUGCUCUCAACCCAAAAGCUGACAUCGUUCACUGUGAAUACGGCAAGGUCCCGCUAGAGCGGGUGUUCUUAUCGGACAAGGGAAGGAUAGCUAGUCUGGAUGACGAUGACGACAUCAGGGAGGCUCACGGGCACGAGCAUGCUCCCAACGCUGCAGAGAAGUAUGGCAUUUCUACCUUCGUCUACUCGAGGAGGCGCCCGUUCCAUCCCAAGAAGCUACAAGGAAACUCCAUCUGCCUCCCCCUGCUCCCUCUGAUUCUUUGCGAUAGACCUCAUCUCCUUCAUGCCGUCCUCCACUCCAUCAUCCGCUCCAAGGGGUUCGUCUGGUUGGCCAGCCAUGCCCAGAGCGCCCUGUACUGGUCACAUGCUGGGGCACACUUCUCGCUGAAUCCGCUCGGCCUGUGGUGGGCAGCGACCGCGAAGGAGAACUGGCCAGGUGCGGAAAGGAGGGAGAAAGACGGGGGAUCGAGGAGAGGGAGUGCGGGCCACGGGGCAGGGGAUAGGAAGAGUUCCUCCGGCUCAUGGGGAGAUCGACGGCAGGAGCUCGUCUUCAUCGGGGUCGACAUGGUGGAGGAGGAGAUCACAGCUCUCUUUGACGCCUGCUUGCUCAACGACCACGAGAUGCUGCAGUUUGAGGAGUUGAUGGUGAGCAGCGCUCCUCCCUCUUCUCACCCUUCCCCCUCCUUCAUCCUGCCGCUGGUCGUUCCCGUCUCCUGGUCUUGGUAUCUUGGUCUUCCUACUUGUCAUUUCUUGCUCCACCGCCAACCUCCCUUGCCGCUGCCCAUGCGCUUGCCGCUGUCCUUCCUUUUUUUGUCCUUGCUCCUCCCCACUCGCUUUCGCAGAAGUUUGACAAGAUUGACAACAGAAGGAUAA